UCGCCUGCGCGGGCGCAGUGUUCGGCGGCGCGGCGUGUGGCGAGCUCGUCUCGUGGGUCAGAAUUGUCUCGCUCUCGUCUAGUGUUUGGGUCAAAAUCGACUCGUCUCGUGCUGCGUUCGCGACACAAUCGUCUCGUUAGUGUGUGAUGUGAUCUUAUUGGACGACUUAUUAGUUGACGAGGGGUUAUCUUCCUGUGACUUGACAUUCAUUCACGUAAAAUGGUACAAAAAGUAAUUGUAUUUAUUGUGGCACUAAUAUGUGGCAUAACAGACACAAUUUCUUCACCACAACUGAUUCGUAAGCCGUUUACACUUGAAGAGAUAGUGCCUCUGCAACCACAAUUCUUUCCCGAGCGAGUCGCUGUUCAGUGGAUAUCAGAUACAGAGUACAUAGUCGCUGAGCCGGGGUCUGUGAACAAAUAUGACGCUCUUACUAAUACAUAUACCACGAUUUUAGACCAAACAGAAUUGUUAAAUUUAAGCCGGUAUGACGUGUCAUCGUUUUCAAAUGACCAGAAAAAUCUGCUAUUGACAAAAAAUAGACAAAAGGUGUAUCGAUAUUCAGCUGUGGCGGAAUACUCCGUUUAUAAUAUUGAAGACAAGUCUAUCAGAAAUAUCAGCCAGGGCCCACUACAGGUGGUCGUGUGGGGCAAGGAUGAUUCACUAGCUUACGUGCAGAAUAAUAAUGUAUAUUAUAUUCCUGAUGUCGCUAAUCCUACAGUGGUAACAGCCCUUACUACUGAUGGUGUUAACGGACAGAUUUAUCAUGGUGUCACGGAUUGGAUUUAUGAAGAGGAAGUGUUUAAUGCUGCGGAAGCAAUGUGGUUCUCGCCUAACGGAACCUCCUUAGCUGUGGCUUCCUUCAAUGAUACUCUAGUCGAGUCGGCCGUGUUUCCUUACUACGGGGAGUCUUCUGAAAUUGACUACCAGUACCCUCUGAUGGUCCAAUUUAAGUAUCCUAAGGUAGGUCGCACUAACCCUGAUGUGCAGCUACGAGUCUUCAAAUUAAAUGAGUCUGAGAGCAAGCCAAUGGUUAUACCUGCGCCAGUUGAUAUUGUUGGAUUGGAUCACAUCUUAGGCAGAGUUAACUGGGCCACUGACCAAAACCUCAUUGUAUUAUGGCUCAACAGACGACAAAGCAUUAGCGUGCUGACUAACUGCGAUUUGAAAUUAGAUAAGUGCAGUAUUUUAAAACAAGAAACAGAGCCUAGUGGCUGGGUCGAUAUCCGGGAGCCAUUUUUCGAUCCUUCUGGAACUCAAAUGCUAGAAGUUCAACCUUUGUCUUAUAACGAUCAGAGAUUUAUGCACGUGGGCCGUUUUGACUUUAACACUCAGCUCACAGAAGAUUUAAGUCCAGGAAAUUCGACAGUCACUGAGAUAUUGGGAUGGAAUCAUGACACAGAUACCGUUUAUUACAUUAUUUCGCCUGGCACUGAACCUUGGAAGAGAGAAUUGUGGGCAACUUCGAAAGGAAAUGCCAAGUGUAUUACAUGUAAAAAGCCUCACUGUAAUAAUGUCGAUGGAGCAUUUUCACCUGGUGGCAGCUACGGAAUAAUAAUUUGUGCUGAAACUAAUGUCCCUCCAAUUUCUUAUUUUUAUACUAGUCAGAACGAUUCAAUGAAAUUGCUCACUGAUAACUCUAGACUUGUUAAUUUAUUAAGUCACUAUAAGAUUCCUAUGGUCCUGUUCAAUAAGAUGUCUUUAGAAGAAGAAACGAUGUCACAUAUUAAGUUAUUAUUGCCAAGCGAAAUGGAAUCUGGGAAAAAGUAUCCAAUGAUUAUAAGAUUAUAUUCUGGACCAGGAACGUCUAGAGUUAAAGAUGUUUAUGAUAUGGAAUACUACAAUUUGUACUUAAGUAGCAAUCGAAGUUUUAUAGUAGCGUCAAUCGAUGUUCGAGGCUCAGGCGCGAUGGGAGUAGAGGCAAUGCACGCGCUGAACAACGCUCUGGGGACAGUUGAAAUUACUGAUACUUUAGCUGCUAUAAGGCGUCUUAUUGCCACAUACGAUUUCAUUGAUCCCAAACGAAUCGGUGUAUGGGGCUGGAGCUAUGGCGGAUACGCGACCACCAUGUUGCUCAUCAAGGACGAAGAAAAGUUACUGGCAUGCGGAGCAGCAGUCGCACCUGUUACAUCUUGGCUGUACUAUGAUUCAAUAUACACUGAGCGAUAUAUGGACACACCUCAGAACAAUCCAGAAGGUUACAAUAAUUCUGAUGUGAUGAUUGCUGCAGAAAAGUUGCGAGGCCGUCAAUACCUAUUAGUACACGGCACAGGUGAUGACAAUGUGCAUUUCCAGCACAGCAUGCAACUUGCGAAGAAAUUGCAGCGAGCUGAUAUUGCCUUCGAACAAAUGAGUUACGCUGAUGAAAACCAUUCGUUAAGAGGUGUGAGUCGGCACUUUUAUCACACAUUAGACCACUUCUGGACAGAGUGCUUUCAUUCAUAACUGAAAGUAUCACUCACCCAUCGGUACAAUCGAAUUGAAGAUAAAGACUGUGAUUUGACUAUGGUGACUAAAAUGAGAUUAUUUAUGACGUCUUCCACGAGUGUUUAAAUCAAUGUGAUAUUAAUGAGGACCAAAAAAAAUAUUUUUAUUUGUAUUAUUACUAUUACUUUGCAACUGCAUCUUUACUACCUAAUUAGAAUACGUUCCAAAAUAUAGAUGUUUCAUAAAUUUCAGACAAACUUUCAAAACGUAGACAACAGAAGUAUUGUUAAUGAAUUAUUUUAAUUUAGAAAUCUACCUUAAACUUCAUUUUAUUGCAAUAUUACGAAAACAAAAUCUUACAUUCGACCUUCAACUUCAUUAACUUUAUUUCAUUGCGCUAUGAAUAAUAUUACGAAAACAAAAUCUUUUGCUGUGUUCAGUUGUAUAAGUACUGGUUGUUUUAUAAUAAUAAUAAUAAAACCGACUACUUAUUAUAAA
Molecule: messenger RNA, 2925 nt
Organism: Bicyclus anynana (squinting bush brown)
Lineage: Eukaryota; Metazoa; Arthropoda; Insecta; Lepidoptera; Nymphalidae
Product: venom dipeptidyl peptidase 4
Exons: 13
Coding region: 220-2445 (741 amino acids)
Biological process (GO): proteolysis
Molecular function (GO): dipeptidyl-peptidase activity; serine-type peptidase activity
Source: RefSeq, a predicted model, not a curated record